UUCUUUGGGACGGCAAGUCUUGAAGACCAAAGUUUUGGAUAUCUGAGUAGCGAUGGCGGACGGGAAGUGCACUGCUGAGGAUAGGUACUUGAGUAAAAGUGGAAGGUGCUGCGAUCGAUGCCCCCCAGGUCAGUUGGAGGGUCACACAGCUACUUUACUCUGGUGUUUUUGAACCGUGGGUGCCUGUAUGCUUUUGUUGGCUCAUCAGGAAGCUAUGUGCAAGCCGACUGCGACGUUGCCAUGAAGACUCGGUGUGGUGAAUGCGGACGUGGACUCUACACGGCCACCAGAAAUCAUUUAAGUAGCUGCAUGGUGUGCAGGCAGUGCAGCGGCAGCAACAACCAGAAGACACUAAAGCAGUGCACGGCUGACAAGGACACAGUGUGCGGGUGUUUGACAGGUUUCUUGUGUGACCGUGAGCCAUGCGAGGACUGCAUUCCCGCCACCUUGUGCCCUCCGGGAUCAGGGUUGAAAGUUCAAACCACAGAGGUUAAUGAUGCAAUCUGUGCUCCGUGUGAAGAGGGCACCUACAAUAACGUGUCGGAUUUCCAAUCAGCCUGUCAAAUACACACCAGGUUAGACAUCUUGGAAUUGUUAUUAUAUUGUAUAGAAUCGGGUGUAUUGUUGUUGUGUUUUAUUCACAGGUGUGAGGACUUGGGGCGAGAGUUGAAAACCCGAGGAACGUCAACUUCGGAUGCCAUCUGCGGGGACUUAAAGUCUGGUUGCUCGUGGAUAUUACCUGCAGGCUUGUGGUUGGGCUUUGUGCUGACCAUACUGGCUGUAUUAGGACUGAUGUGCUGGACUGCUAAACGCAAAGCACGCAAAAUGGCCAGGUCAAGCAUUCCUGUUCCUUUGGUAACGACGGCUUCAGUCAUCACCGACAGCCUGAUGGAGCCUCCGCUACCAAACCCAGCACUAUACGAUCUCUGCCAAAAGAGUGAUGUGCCAUCGGCGUGCCAACUUAGCAUAUUUAACCCAGAUGAUAGUGCAAUCAACCACAGCACAGAAGACAAAAUGGACCUUCGUACUACACUUAUGACUGACUCCUCGGACCGCUGCAAUGGGACUGAUGUGUACCACAGGAGCUACUCUGAGCCACAGGAGAACGAGUGGUGUGGAACAUGAGUGUAGUUUGUUUGGGAGUAUCCAUUCUAUUGUCAUUUGCACAUUCAUACACAAGACAGAUUAAAUGUGUCUUGGAAUGUGUGGCACUGCCCCCUGCAGGACAGUUGUGGUACUGACAGUGUCACAUAAGGGGUUGACGUUUAUUGUUUUCAGAAACAUAUCGAAUUUGAAAUUAACAGUUCAUUUUAGUGUAUUUAUGAAUCAAAAUGUAAUCACUUAAUUACACUCAUUGGAGACUUCAUUAGUUACACUUGUCACUUAUCAAAUGCAGAGAUGAUCAAAGUGUAGUAUGAGUACUACUGUACCAGUACAAGAUACAAUGAGCACUAUAUGCAGGAUAUGUAAAUACAGCUCUUGCAUUGGAGUGUGUGAGACUAUGGAGGUGUACCUACUAAAUGUCCAGUGUGUGUAAUAUAUAGUCUUUUUCUUUUUUUAAUUCAAUAAUCAGAAUAAUAACUGGAAAAUAUUUAGCAAUAUACUCUACAUUAAUAUUUAAAAAAUAAUAUAAUAUAUAUUAUAUAAUAUAUAUAUUAGAUAUAAUUACAGUAAACCUCGGAUAUAUCGGACACGGAUAUAUCGGAAAUUCACUCACAACGGACAGAUAAAAAAGAACCGAUUUUUCUGUAAUGCAUUUCCAAUAAAAAUUCAUUGCAUAUAUCGGAUUUUUUAUAACGGAUUUCGCCUAUUCGCCUAAAAUCUCCAGUCCCGUUCCAAUGCAUUUCCAUUAAAUUUCCCUCGCAUAUAUCGGAUGGCCGCAUCGUGGCGCUCCGAUUCGCCAAAUCGUGACAGGCCGCUAUACGACGUCAUUUGCAGCGUUUGCAGCGUUGCCUGCGCGUCCAGGUACAUUGGAAACAUAGUCAAGGAAGUGCCUUUUUAUAACGGAUUAAAUCCGAUUUACGCAUAUACCGGAUAUAAAUCCGAUAUAUGCGUAAAACGGACAUUUUCCGGUAUACGCAUAUAACGGAUUUCGCUUAUAUCGGACAAAACCAGUGGGAACAAUUGAAUCCGAUAUAUCCGAGGUUUACUGUAUAUAUAAUAUAAAUAUAUAUAUAAUACCGCGACCCUCGUGAGGAAAAAGGGGUAGAAAAUGAAUAUAUAUAAUAUAUAUAAUAUAUAUAAUAAAAAAUAAAACAAUAAUAAUAAAUUAUUAUUAAGGAGUCACAUUUUUUUAAUUCAUUUUUUUACGUUAAUUAACCAAAUUCUUCCAAAGUUUUGGGAUUAGGGUUUAUCAUUUACACUGUUUAUUUUCAACUACACAUGCAUUUUUUUGCUGAUAACAUGUUCAAAUCCAAUGAUGAUCAUGCAUUGUACAAUAAGCAUAUUCAGCUACAUCCACAAGUGUAUAGACAGUGACAGAUGUUGCACCACUGUCCAAAACCCUUGUGAAACCUAUUCUUUUACGGAAUGUUUUACACGUACUGUCUCUGUUAUUGGUACCAUACCACACAAACAUUCACCCUCAUUCUAACAUUUCAUAAUAGUGAUUAAAAUCCAUGUACCUUGAUGAUUUUCUAUACAGAAUAAACGAGGUUAA
This is a messenger RNA of Doryrhamphus excisus (bluestripe pipefish), 2659 nucleotides long. Lineage: Eukaryota; Metazoa; Chordata; Actinopteri; Syngnathiformes; Syngnathidae. The record is from RefSeq and is a predicted model, not a curated record.